CAGAGCAAAGAUUUUGAGCGUGGAAAAGUCUGUCAAAGUUCUUCUCUCUGCGCGUUCAAGAUGGGAGAUUCACAAGGGAAUGGUAAAAGAAAAGAUUACAAAACUUGGAAUGCUGAAGAGAGCAAUGUUUUGCUUCAAAUUAUGGUUGAAGGCGCCAAACUUGGAUUGCGUGAUAUUAAUGGUGUGAUAAGCAAACAAACAGUAGAGGCGAAGCUACUUCCUAAACUAAAGGAAAAACUUGGUUGUGAAAUAAGUUUUAGUCAUUACCAAAGUAGAGUGAAAUGGUUUAAGAAACAAUACACCAAUUACUCUCAACUUAUGCGUCAUAGUUCUGGAUUUGGGUGGGAUCCGAUCACAAAGAGAUUCACUGCUGAUGAUGAAGUAUGGGCAGAUUAUUUGAAGUCACAUCCAACGCAUGGGCACUUUCGGUCAGAAACUUUUCCAGACUAUGAGGACUUGAAAAUUGCAAUUGGAAAUGGAACUGCAACUGGAAUGGGCUCAAUCAGUUUAGGUGAUGAUACAGAUGCCUCUACAUUUGGAGCAGAAGAAAACGGACCUUGGGGAAUUGAUGGAUUAGUUUUUGAUAGAAAUACUAACAUGUUCGUGCAAAGUGAAAAUGAGUCAUCACACCAAGAAAACUCGCCAUCUCUUUCACAACAACCCUCCCAAGGUACCAAUGUAGAUGCUCCACCACAUAGCAGGACUCAAGGAAAACGGAGUAGGACUGACUAUGAAAAUAAUAGCGGCUCAAAGGGGGCAACUAGUCAGGCUGAGGUUUUAGAAAACUUAUCAAGUGGCAUUGGUAAAAUUGUCACAAGUUUUGAUAAAAUUUGUGGCUUAAUGGAGAAGAGAGAAUCAAGAGAGAGUGAUCUUUUGGAUGCUAUGAAUGAGACCCCAGGAUUAACUGAUGAGGCUUGCUUUAUGGCUCUUGAUUUGCUUAAUACUAAAGCAAAGCAAGAUUUCUUCUUGAAGAUGACUCCUGAACAACGACAUAAUUGGAUCACCUAUAAACAAAUGCAAUAGGUGUGGGUCAAUCUCCACUAGCGACACCUAAUAAGCAAUAGGCUAUGUUCUAUUAUUAAUUUUAAGUUAUGGAGUUUGAUUUUAUUUUGUUUGAAUUGCAGCUUGUUUUGAAUGAUUUUAAACUGGUGCUUUCUCUAUUAGCAAUGUCUGAAAUGGACAUGUAUGGAGCUGAUGAAGAGGAAGAGCAGUUUUACGAGGCUGUUAAGAUAUUAUUAAUGGCAAUACAAGCAGUGAUUUAUGUGUUAUACGAACUUGUGUUCAGCAUACGUGGUGAACAUAUUAGACGUCCGCUGACUCGUCGACCAGUGACAUCAAGUGGAUACAUAUAUAUGCACAACAUAUUGGACAGAGACCCUCAAAUCUUUAGAGAUGUGUAUAGAAUGUAUCCUGACGUGUUUCGAAAAUUAUGUAGCAUCCUAAAAGCGAAAACACCUUUACGGGAUACAAGACACAUUUGUGUUGAAUAAAUGCUUGCAACCUUUUUACUAGUUGUCGGCCAAAAUAAUCGAUACAGUGAAGCUCGGCUGAUAUUUGAGCGAUCUCAUUUUGCUGUUAGCAGAAGUUUCAACAAAGUCUUGAAGGCCUUGAAUACAAUAGCACCACAGUUUAUGGCUAAACCUGAAUCCAUACCACCUAACAUAAGAGAAAGUACAAGGUUCUAUCCUUACUUUAAGGAUUGUGUCGGAGCUAUAGAUGGCACGCAUAUUCCUGCAACGGUAGUUGGACGUGAGGUAAGCAGAUAUCGAAAUCGCCAUGGGAAGAUAUCACAAAAUGUAUUAGCAGCUUGUAACUUUGAUUUACAGUUCAUAUAUGUGAUUAGUGGAUGGGAGGGUUCCGCUCAUGAUUCAAAAGUGUUGAAUGAUGCGAUUUCUAGACGAAAUGGACUCAAAGUGCCACCAGGUAAAUAUUACUUAGGGGACUGCGGAUUCCCAAAUCGACAUCGGUUCCUAGCUCCAUUUCGAGGUACUCGAUAUCACCUCAAAGAUUUUGGUGGUGAAGGAAAUCAUCUUGUCAAUGCAAUUGAGUUAUUCAAUCUUCGCCAUGCUUCCUUGAGGAACGUAAUUGAGAGAAUAUUUGGAAUAUUUAAGUCGCGUUUCACAAUCUUCAAAUCAGCACCACCAUUUUUAUAUAAGACACAAGCAGAACUAGUUUUGGCUUGUGCAGGACUGCACAAUUUUCUUCGACAGGAAUGUCGUUCAGAUGAAUUUCCUCCUGAACCAGAAGAAGAUCCGAUAGACAAUCACGAAGAUAAUUUUGAAUGGGAUGAUUUUCAAACCCAAGAUCAGCAAAGAGAGAAUGCUAAUGAAUGGAGAAUGAGUAUUGCUACUCAUAUGUGGACAGAUGCCCAACCAAAUGCCAACAAUGAAAACAAUGACAAUCAAGAAAGUGAAAAUGAGGGAGAAGAAUAAAUCAUAUCAUUAUUUCAAAGACGUCUGCUUAUUUGGCAUGAAACUUCAUCAAUGUGUUUUUUUUU
Messenger RNA from Rosa chinensis, 2497 nucleotides. RefSeq names its product protein ALP1-like. The record is from RefSeq and is a predicted model, not a curated record. Lineage: Eukaryota; Viridiplantae; Streptophyta; Magnoliopsida; Rosales; Rosaceae. The coding region runs from base 1491 to 2432 and encodes 313 amino acids. The transcript has 6 exons.